Molecule: messenger RNA, 3441 nt
Organism: Sardina pilchardus (European sardine)
Lineage: Eukaryota; Metazoa; Chordata; Actinopteri; Clupeiformes; Clupeidae
Product: transient receptor potential cation channel subfamily M member 2-like
Exons: 23
Biological process (GO): calcium ion transmembrane transport
Cellular component (GO): plasma membrane
Molecular function (GO): ligand-gated calcium channel activity
Source: RefSeq, a predicted model, not a curated record
GAGGGACAGAGACACAUGCGCGAGGUUCCCACCGAUGCCUUUGGAGAUAUAAACUUUGGAAGCCAAAACAUGGCCAAGUAUGUACGUGUCUCCUCAGACACCCCCUCCCAUGAUUUGUACCACCUGAUUACGAAAUACUGGAAGCUCGACCCCCCAAACCUGCUCAUCUCGGUUAGGGGCGGAACCAAGAACUUCAACAUGAGGCCGCAUCUGAAGCGGAAGUUCCACAGGGGCCUCAUCAAAGUGGCCCAGAGCACAGGUGCCUGGAUCAUCACCGGGGGCACCCACACUGGGGUGAUGAAGGAGGUGGGGAUGGCUGUGCGUGACAACACCCUCAGUAGCAGCUCUGCGUGGGGGAAGAUCGUGGCCAUUGGGGUGGCCCCCUGGGGCACUGUACACAACAGCAAGUCCCUUGUGCACCCUGAGGGCCGUUUCCCUGCCCACUACACACUAGACGAGAAGAGCCAGGGUCGGCUCUCCUGCCUGGACAGCAACCACUCGCACUUCCUGCUGGUGGACGACGGUACGCACGGCCACUACGGCGUGGAGAUCGGCCUGCGCAGCCGCCUGGAGAAGCUCGUCGCAGAUCAGCCCCUGGGAAACCGACUCAGGAAAAAUCAAAAAAGUCAUUUGAAGAUCCCUGCUGUGUGCAUAUUAUUGAACGGAGGACAGGGCUCUCUGAAUACCAUCUACAGUGCCAUGCUGAGCGGCACCCCGUGUGUGGUUCUGGAGGGUUCGGGCCGGAUGGCAGACGUGAUCGCUAACGUGGCCGGGAAGCCCGUAUCGCAGGUCACCCUGGCUCUGAUCCAGACACAGAUGAAGAGGUUCUUUGGACAGGAGUAUGAUGACAUCUCCGAUAUCAAGUGGGCCAAAAAGAUCCAGGACAUCAUCAGGAUGCCACAUCUCCUGACUGUGUUCAGCAUGGACGAGUACAAGCACAGCGAUGUGGAUGUGGCUAUCCUCCAGGCCUGCUUGAAAGCGUCCAGGAAUGAGGAGAACGUAAAGCAGAGGGGUUGUGAGAGGCAGCUGGAGCUGGCUGUGGCCUGGAGUCGGCUGGACAUUGCUAAGGGCGAGAUCUUGACUGAGGAGAGCCAGUGGGAGUCCAGCGACCUGCACAAGGCCAUGUUCUCGGCCCUGGUGGGCCACAAGUCGGAGUUUGUGCGGCUGCUGCUGGAGAACGGCGUGAGCAUCCCCCAGUUCCUGUCCGGGGACAAGGCACUGCUCAAGCUCUACAACGCCAUGCCCAGCUGCCUCUUCCGGCGCAAGCUGGUCAUGCAGAUACAGGGCAACAAGAACGGGCGGAAGCAGGUGUCUCUGGCAGAGGUGGCUGUGGUAGUGCGCCAGCUACUGGGCAACUUUACUCAGCCCGUUUACUCGCCCUCGGAUGAGUUCAUCAAGAUGGCCGACGACAAUGCUGUGAUUGUAAGUCUGAAGUGUCAAGAGAUAAAUGAAAAUAACUGUCAUUGAUCUAGAUAAUGGACGCACAGUGGAUACUACAACCCUGGGAGAGACCUCUUCCUGUGGGCUGUUCUACAGAAUAACAGAGAGCUGGCCCAGAUUGCCUGGGAAAAGUGUAGAGACAGCACAGCUGCUGCUUUGGCUGCCAGCAAAAUUCUGAAAAAGCUGGCAGAGGAGUCAGAGAGCAAUGAUGAAGAUGGUGCCAAUGACAUGAAAGAACUUGCCUACCACUUUGAGAAACAGGCCAUUGGUGUGUUCAGUCAGUGCCAUAGCAAUAGCAAAGAUGACCAGCAGCGAGCCCAGAGACUUCUGCUCCGAAUCUCACCAUCUUGGGGCAACACCACAUGUCUACUCUUGGCAGUGGAGGCGGACGACAAGAGCUUUGUGGCUCACUCAGGGGUUCAGGCUCAUCUCACCCAGAUCUGGUGUGGAGAGCUGGCUGUGGACACCCCUCUGUGGAGGUUACUCCUCUGUAUGCUGUUCUUCCCACUCAUCUACACAGGCUUCAUAACCUACAGAUGUGAUGAGGACAUUAAAAAGGAGGCCACGAAGAGGCAGAUGUUUUUAAUGGAGUCUGAGACAGGAAGCUGGGCCGAUACCAGAGACCUCUGCUCCUCCAGCGAUCCUCAGGACACUGACCAGCUAAAGCCACUGAGUUGCCUAGACAGGCUGGGGAGCUUCUACACAGCUCCACGGGUGAAGUUCUUCUUGAACAUUGCCUCCUACUUUGGGUUCCUGGUGCUCUUUGCCUACGUGCUGAUGGUUGACUUCCAGCCCAUGCCGUCAUGGAAGGAGUGGCUGCUCUACGUUUGGGUGAUCUCUUUAGUAUCUGAGGAGCUCCGACAGCUUUUUGAUGAUCCGAACGGAUUUGAGUUCCGGAAAAAAGCCAAGAUGUAUAUUGUUGACGUGGCCGCCGUUCUUCUCUUCAUCCCUGGUCUUGCCUGCAGGUUGGCUUUGAGUCUCAGACUGUGGAUCAGCCAAACGUUUUAUGUGGGAAAGAUCAUCCUCUGCCUCGACUUCGUCUUUUUCUGUCUGCGACUGGUUGCCAUCUUUAUCAUUAGCAAAACCCUGGGCCCAAAAAUCAUAAUUGUCAAAAGGAUGAUGGUGGAUCUCUUCCUCUUCAUGUCCCUGCUCAGUAUCUGGGUGGUGGCCUACGGGGUGGCUAAUCAGGGCAUUGUGAUUCACAACGAGGAGAGACUGAGCUGGGUCAUCAGAGGUGCUCUGUAUGAUCCUUACCUCCUCGUAUUCGGCAAUGUCGCAACCGACAUCAACAAUGACUUUGACAUAAACACCUGCACUGUGGAUGGCUCUGACCCUCUGCUGCCAAAAUGCCCUCUGCUCAAUGCCGACCAAAUGCCAGCCUAUCCCACGUGGCUGACCACCAUUAUGCUGUGUAUUUACCUUCUCUUUGCUCAAAUCUUGCUCCUCAACCUUCGCAUUGCCAUCUUCAACUACGUAUUUCAGGACGUGCAGGACAACACCGAUGCAAUCUGGAAGUUCCAGAGGUACGAGCUGAUUACGGAAUACUACGGUCGCCCCACUGCGCCCCCUCCCUUCAUCCUCUUCAGCCACCUGUUCCUGCUGUUCAAGCGCUUUGUGAUGCGCUGCUGCUGCCCCAUCAAGAGUAAGUGGUUGUGUGAUGCUGAGGAGGAGGAGGAGUUGAUGUCAUGGGAGGCUUUCAUGAAGGACAAGUACGUGGCCGCCCAGCGCCAGGAGAGGAGUGAGAGCACGGAGCAGCGCCUGGGUCAGCUGGAGGAACAGGUCUCCCAGUCCGCUAAAGCACUGCAACGGAUCAUGGACACCCUAAAAGCCCAAGGUUACCAAUCUAAACAGGAGCCUCCUUCCAUGCCCAGGAGCACAGAGAGUGAAGGAGAUGAGCAUGAGAUUGAUGGUGAUCCAGAGAAGAGACAGCACCACUUCCACGCCCAAAGGUCCUGGGGUGCAGGAGAUAUUUAUAUCAAAAAGAGGGGGACCAAAUUCUGA